Molecule: messenger RNA, 1050 nt
Organism: Glycine soja
Lineage: Eukaryota; Viridiplantae; Streptophyta; Magnoliopsida; Fabales; Fabaceae
Exons: 2
Coding region: 195-599 (134 amino acids)
Source: RefSeq, a predicted model, not a curated record
CCGUUAGAAAUACAAUUUCCCCCACACUACAGAGUACAGACACAUUGGCAGAUUCAGAAUUUGAAAGUGGACAAGAAAAAUUGUAAACCCAGAAAGAGAAAAACCUCGUCUUUCUUCUUCUCACUACUUCUCUUCUCUGCUUUAUCUUCUUCUUGUUCAACUUGCACACACAAGUGUUCGAAUUUCUACGAACAAUGGCUCCCAAAUCGAUGGAACCUCACGACGAAGCUGAAGAAGACUUGGAGUUGGAGAGGUUGGAGUCUGAUUUGAAGCAAAUGGCGCACAAGAUUCUCGAUUACCGAACAACGCUUCCAGAUCAGCUCAACUCCACGCUCCGUUCGAUUCUCGAUGCCCAGAGACCCUUUCUUUCACCGGGUGCAUCAGAACAAAACAUUUCUAGAGAAGAAAGUUCAUCUGCUCCAGAAGAUCCAGAGACUGCCAAGAUACUAAAAUUGCUGAAUGAAAAGAUCUCAAGCAAUUGCUCUGCUAUGCCAAUUGUUUUGAAAAGGAUGAAAGACUGCAUUGCAAGAAUUGAGAAGUUUGACUCAUACAAUGAUGCAAUGAUACAUCCGGCCUUCAAAAGGAAGAAGACUGGAUAGUCAAGCCCUGAUGUAUUAUACAUUAAAGUUAUUUAUCUGAACAUCUAAGAAUACAAGUAAUCCAGCAUUUACCAACUUCGAUUUGUUCAAGGAAGCCACGUGUUCUCAUUUUCCUAAUCCUGCAAGUAGGAAGAAAGCUUCGUUUCAGAUGUAUAAUGUAUUUCAUUGUUUGGUCCUUUGUGGUAAUAUUUUGGAAAGCAUCCCCUGCCUGCAAGACAGGAUAUUGUAUAGUCCCUGUCCCUUUGUAUUAGCUGCUUGAGGCUUGAGCAUAUUAAUUGUAUUUAUUGCGUUGAACAUAUUCAUUUGUCCUAUUGCAAGCUUGAUCAUUUGAAGAGUUAGCCAAUUAGGGUGGUCAUUGCUAUAGACACACUUUCAUUGGCCAUAGGAUUGUUUGCUGUCUCUGACUUAAUUGUUUACUUUUUAUUUUUGGUAAAGUAUCAUUUGGUUUCUA